Zea mays is the source of this 1916-nucleotide messenger RNA. RefSeq names its product xylosyltransferase 1. NCBI's taxonomy places the organism in Eukaryota, Viridiplantae, Streptophyta, Magnoliopsida, Poales, Poaceae. Gene Ontology annotation, cellular component: membrane. Bases 279 to 1487 code for a protein of 402 amino acids. The record is from RefSeq and is marked validated. The transcript is spliced from 4 exons. Gene Ontology annotation, molecular function: glucuronosyltransferase activity.
CUCCCCUUCCCCACCUCUUCCCAUUGCCAAGCAAGAGAGAAACGCACGCGAGCCGCGAGCAGAACAGAGCAGCGCGGCGCCAUCCCGAUCUCGCUAUUUCCCUUCUCCCCCGAUGCGAUCUCGCCGAACCCUAAUCCCCACGCCCGACGCCCGGCCGUCGCCGGAGCCCUAGCCCCGAAUGCGGCGGUGACGCGCGGCGUGCCACCACCACCACCUCAGCGCCCGCGCCCGCGCCCGCGCCCGCCACCGACCGUCCUGCCCGGCCGACACCAGCUGCCAUGGGCGCCGCCGACAAGUGGCUGCUCCCGCUCGUCUCCGUCUCCUUCGUCUCGCUCCUGCUCUUCCUCUCCGCGCUCUCGGGCUUCUCCGCCUCCUCCGCACUCUUCGCGCGCCUCCCGCCACCCUCCUACGUGCGCCGAGGCGCCGCCGCACCGCCCUCCUUCGCCUACCUGCUCGCGGGCGGCCGGGGGGACGGCAGGAAGCUCCUGCGGCUGCUCCUCGCCGUCUACCACCCCAGGAACCGCUACCUGCUCCACCUCUCCGCCGACGCGCCGGCCUCCGAGCGCGCCGAGCUCGCCGCGGCCGUCGCGCGCGCCGCUCCCGCCGUGCGCGCCUUCUCGAACGUCGAUGUCGUGGGCAGGCCCACCGCGGGCACCCCAAUGGGAUCCUCCGGCCUCGCCGCCACGCUCCGUGCGGCCGCCGCGAUGCUCCGGCUGGAUGCGGAGUGGGACUGGUUCAUCACGCUCAACGCCGCCGACUACCCCCUUCUCACCCAGGACGACUUGAUCCAUGUUUUCUCCUCUGUUCCAAGGCACCUCAACUUUAUUGAUCACACCAGUGACAUUGGAUGGAAAGAGUCUCAGAGAGUGCAGCCGAUUAUAGUAGAUGCUGGAGUGUAUUUGGCAGGGAGGAAUCAGUUCUUCCAAGCCACAGAGAAACGGGACACUCCUGAUAGUUUCAAAUUUUUCACAGGUUCUCCAUGGGUCAUUUUAAACAGACGCUUUGUUGAGUAUUGUAUUUUUGGCUGGGAGAAUCUCCCUAGAACACUCCUCAUGUACUUGACAAACGUGAUGCUACCUCUCGAGGGGUAUUUCCAUUCGGUUGCAUGCAACUCGGACUUCCGCAAUUUCACAGUGAACAACGACUUGCGGUAUAUGAUUUGGGACAAUCCACCUCAGAUGGAGCCCCAUUUCCUAAAUGUUACACAUUACGAUGAGCUAGUAGGGACUGGGGUUCCUUUUGCCCGGAAGUUUAAGGAGAAUGAACCCUUGUUGGACAAGAUUGAUGAUCAAGUGCUUCGACGAUGGCAUCAGAGACCUGUUCCUGGUGCGUGGUGCACAGGCAGGAGGAGGUGGUUCAGUGAUCCUUGCUCCCAGUGGAGCAACGUCAACAUUGUAAGACCUGGUCCUCAAGCUGAGAAGUUCCGAACAUAUAUAAACCAGAUUAUGGAAGAAUCAAAGUCAGGCAACAACUCUUGCAAGCAAUAGCGGUUGAAGCAUUGAGAUUGUCUCAUUUUGCACAGAGGAGAGGAGCGAACUCCCCAUGUCUCGAGAACUUCCUGGCAUCUGGUUCGGGAGCAAGCAUUUUUGCACCUGUUAUAUGAACACACGGCCAAGGUGAGAGAUGGGUCUAUUCUUUCCGGAAUUUUUUUGGUGUCAUGGCUUCAAGGGCUUAGUGCACACUAGCAUUACUGGAAGCCAAGAGAGCUUACUGUGGGAAUACGGAAGCUAAUAGGCAUUGUAAUUAGUAGCGGUGAGUUGAAUGACCGGUGCCUUUGUUUAUAGAACUGGUGGAAUUGUUGGCGCUUCCAUACAGAAUUGAGAAAAUGAAGAACUGGGGAUGUUAUUGAUUGGUUGGUCAUGGCUGUGGCUGUUGUGGACACGUGUGGUUAAUACAAUGCUUUACUGAUUUUCCCA